Molecule: messenger RNA, 2990 nt
Organism: Morone saxatilis (striped sea-bass)
Lineage: Eukaryota; Metazoa; Chordata; Actinopteri; Moronidae
Gene: irf3
Product: interferon regulatory factor 3
Exons: 10
Coding region: 990-2387 (465 amino acids)
Biological process (GO): immune system process; regulation of transcription by RNA polymerase II
Cellular component (GO): nucleus
Molecular function (GO): protein binding; RNA polymerase II cis-regulatory region sequence-specific DNA binding; DNA-binding transcription factor activity, RNA polymerase II-specific
Source: RefSeq, a predicted model, not a curated record
CACUCCCGCAGUCUUUAAACGCAACAAUCCAAGGAGUGGUCCUAUGGAGAAUCCAUAAGACCUAAUACAGACAUAUUGCAAGGAGGAAUUCCUCAAUAUGAGUGCGUUUAAUUUCCAUGCUUGAAUACUUGAAUACUUUGCUGUAAUAAUGAAAUAGCCUUUAAGUGAAGCACUGGGCUGUUUUGCCUCAUAUUGGAGUAUUUUUGAGGCUGAAGCAGACCCUGGCCUCAUAUUCGCCUGCUUCCUCUUUCAAUUUGAAUUCAGGAAUUGCAAAUGUAAACUGUUCCCAGCUGCACCAUAACACUGCACAUUCUCACAUACUCUAUAUUGCUUUUUUCUAAUUACUUUUUGUAUAAUUUAGUGGGAACAGAUAGAGUAAUCCCUCAUUCUAAUGAGUGCAUGCAUAAGGAUCUUUUACAAAUGUAUUUCCGACAGUUGAAUGAGCAGUUAAUUCAAACAUGCAAAGCUCAAGCUGGGUUUUAUUUUAUUUGCCCCCUUUUACUUAUUUAUUCAUAUUAUUUCUGGUGGAUGACAGUGCAUUUGUAUCAAUCCAGCUGUAAAAUGUCUAAAUAGCGCCCUCUACAGGCAUAAAUAAUAUUUUAAGAUGGACCUGAAAAUUGUAAUCAUUAAUAUAAGCCUAUAAAUAUACACGAAUAAUGAAGGUGAUUAUACAUCACUCAGCUCAGUCCUCCAACCUUUUUCUUCUUUCAUUUUCACUGCUGCAUUCAGUGCAAUGGCCUCUUGAUCAGGCCUGCAACUAUUAUCCUAUUUUCAUUAUUGAUUAGUCUGUUGAUCAUUUUCUCAAUGAAUGGAUUAAAAAAUGGCGAAGAAUGUUGAUUGCUGUCUUCCCAAAGCUCAUGGUGAUGUCCUCGAAUGUCUAGCUUCCAGUUCAGUGAGAAAGGCUCAGAGCUGACGUAUGUGACAGCAAACCAAUGCAGUGACCCCCCCGCCGACAUUGACAGUGACAUUUUGUUCUUGCUCUUGCAGGAAUGUCUCAUUCUAAACCACUGCUCAUCCCGUGGCUGCGGUCCCACAUUGACAGCGGCAGGUAUCCUGGUGUCCAAUGGACCAACCCGGAGCGAACAGAGUUCUCCAUCCCAUGGAAACACGCUUUAAGACAGGACUCCUCCGACACUGACGUUCUCAUCUUUAAGGCCUGGGCAGAGGUGAGUGGCAAUGGUCGGGCUCAAGGUGACGCCUCAGUCUGGAAGAGGAACUUCCGCAGUGCCCUCCGAGCCAAAGGCUUCAAACUGCUCUCUGACAACAAGAAUGACGCUGCUAACCCCCAUAAAGUGUUUCGCUGGCCGGAUGAGUCAGGAUCAGCAGCUAACUCUUCUGCUGGAUCCCAGGACCAAGAUGACCUGGAUUUGUUUGAGGAAAUUGGCCUUCCUACACAAGAAACCCAGGGUGUCCCAUGCUUUGACAUCUAUCUUCCAGAAGAAACUGUGUUUUCAGCAGAAUCCACUGCCAACCAGGAUAUUCUCCAGGAGUGUCUGAAGGGACUGAACAUUGGCCCUGAAACAGAGGGCACUGCAGGCUUUGAGCCUCCUCCCGAGCAACAACAGCUCAAAAACCCAGUUGUGAUUGGUGGAGUAACGUUGCCUGGGCAACAGCAGUAUCCAGUACCGUUUGAGGGUGCAGUCGGUGAAGCUGGGUUGCCUGAGCAACGGGCACAUCCAAUGGAGGGAGCCGUGGGAGGGGCCUAUGAUGGGCAGUUUGCAGAGCAGUUCCUACAUACCAUGAACAAGACCAGAGAUGGAGAUAAUUUCAAGACUCAUUUCAGGGUUUCCGUGUACUACAGAGGGGUGAAGGUGUUGGAGCAGCUGGUCGAGAAUGAAGCUGGAAUCCGUUUAGUCUACAGCCCUGAACUCGUGGGGACAGCUUUGGUGGAUCACGAGUCAGGCCUCUCCCGGGUCUCUCUGCCAAGUCCUGGAGUCAUGCUGGAUCAAACUCAAGCUAAUCUGACCCAACGCAUCCUGGACAAGCUGGGCAAUGGGUUGGACUUGGGGCUGUCAGGUCACGUGGUCUACGGCCAGCGACGCGGUGAAAUCAAAGCAUUUUGGAGCGUGUCCAAGUUUGACAGGACCAGACAGCCCCAAGAGAUCUCUAAACUGCAGCCUCAACCGCUGUACAUGUUCAAGGACUUUGUGAGAGGAAUAAUGGACUUCAUUAAUGGUGGAGAUUGCCCUCCCUGCUCCCUGUUCUUCUGCCUCGGGGAGAAGUGGCCAGACCCAGACAACAGGCCUUGGGAGAAGAAACUCAUCACAGUGGAGGUGGUCCUGACUUCAAUGGAGUUACUGAAGAAAAUGGCGGUUGCAGGCGGCGCCUCCUCCCUGCAGUCUGUGGAGCUGCAGAUGUCGCUCGAGGAGAUGAUGGAGUUGUACUGAUACGCUUUGAAGAAAGUCAUUGUUUACCCCCUUUUUUUUCAUAAUCCUUAACCUUGAACAAAAGCAUCUCAGAUAAAAACAUUUUUACAUGUUUUAUGAACAUUUCAUAUCUACACCAAAUAAUAUAGAUCAGGUAGUAAUAAUGGUACUAAUAAUUCCUCUGGUGGUGGAUUUGCUGGUUCUACACAAAGAAAACGUUUAAGGUGCAAUUUUACCACGGUUAUAGAUAAAUAUAUGCUUAUAAACUAAUUUAUACUUUGAUAUUUUUUUUACAUAAAAUAAUAAUGUGAUUUUAUAAGAUAUUUCUUACAUUGGUGGGGUCGUUGGUGCUAGUGUUUCUAAGAUAGAAAAUGAACAAACAAAAGAGCUCCAUCACACAGCAUUAGAGGUAAACAGUAACUUCUUAUUUCCUCUUCAUUCUGACCCAAAUCAUGUGUUUGAAAUUAAAUAAGUCCACUCCUGUUUUCUGCUAUAAGGCAAAACAGGGGAUUUACCUUAAAACUGACAUGAUGGUAUGUAAUGUAAAUACAGUAGUAAAGUUAGUAAAGCCUGUUCAGUCAGAUUUCACAGUGCAGAUGUGAUCAGAGCAUCUAAUAAUAAUAA